AAGUGAUUGACUUUCUAGGUACGCCGCGGCCCUAGUUCUCUGUUUCUGUAAGGUCAAGUAAGGCUGCCUAAUUAUGUCCGGAAGAGGUAAAGCAAGGAAAGCCGCUGGUGGGAAGAAGCAUACAAAGUCUAACAGAGCUGGUCUAGUGAUUUCAGUUAGUAGAGUUCAUCGGUAUAUGAAGAAAGGCCGUUAUGCUCGACGGACAUCUAUUGCUGCGUCAGUAUAUAUGUCGGCCGUGAUAGAAUAUUUGGUAGCUGAAGUUAAUGAGCUAUCUGGGAAUGCUGCGAAAGCAAACAAAAGGAAGACCAUUACUCCAAGACAUAUCAUGUUGGGUGUUCGAAAUGAUGCUGAGCUGAAUGAGCUAUUGAAGCAUGUUCACAUUAGCCAUGGUGGUGUUUUGCCUUGCAUUCAUCCAGCAUUAUUAAAAAGAAAAGGUGUGCUUACAAAUUCUCCUGGUCAAAGUGGAGCUGCCGUCUCCGGGGCUAAUUUGUCAUCUCGUCAAGCCUCUUCUGGUAUUACCUCAAGUGCUAUGGUGACUUCAUAAUUAAGGUGGUGAACACACAAGCAUGCUAUGCGAUGUAUGUUAGUAGGCUUCUCCAGUCCUAUUUUUAAUCGAUGAUCUGUCAGGGUACACUUUCAUUGUAUUUUAUCCAUCGUAUAAGUAAUAAUAAUAGUUAUUAUUCUAUUAUUUCACUAUAAAUCUAGGUUUGUUAUAUCUAUAUUUUGACUGGAGUGUGAAGUGAAUUAUUUGUAUCGAUAAGACUUAUACUAAUAAGUUGCUUUUAACUUGUUAUCCUAAUAUUAUCGUAUUUGUGUAUUUUUACGUUUCCUCCCGAAUCAAGGGCUAGCAAUCUUCUCAUUUUUGUGUAAUAUUGGCUAAUAUAUAUAUUUAUUUUUUAUCUUGUUGCUUUAAUCGCAUCUGUCCUUCCUGUUCUUAUCUUCUAUCUUUGUUUUAUUGCAUUGUAUUUAAUAAAACAUCUAAUAGUUUUAAA
Messenger RNA from Trichobilharzia szidati, 992 nucleotides. NCBI's taxonomy places the organism in Eukaryota, Metazoa, Platyhelminthes, Trematoda, Strigeidida, Schistosomatidae. The record is from the annotation of a GenBank genome assembly.